GGGUUGGAGAAAUGUCCCUUCAGUCGAAACAGAGUCGUUCACGAAUCGCCUUCAAAGUUGGUUGUAGUUCGUUCUAUCGGGUCAGGAGUGGAGGUGAAGAACUCUUGGAAUUCAAAAGGAGAGGAGUUAACUUCAGUGCCAUCCAUUAUCUAUUUCCACCGCGAGUGCCUAACAGUUCAUGAGGAUGGGGAUUAGACGCCUCUGCUUUCCAGCCUGUAUGAAGAUAGGGCUCGCGUUUCUGGUCAGUUUGAUUGCAUUCGUCGGUAUCUGCGCCGCGCGUUCAGAUGCUCCUCGAGGAGUAGCGGUACCAUUCGUUUUUGAUCCCAGAGCAAUUUGCAACCCUUCAUGCAAGCACGCAGGGAUCUGCAUCAGAAACAACACCUGUUUCUGCUCGCGGGGUUACGAGGGAGAGACCUGCCAGUAUGCAAAUUGCUACCCUAAAUGCAAGAAUGGGGGAGAGUGCCUCCGCCCAGGGAAAUGCAGAUGCCCUCCUGGAUUCGGGGGGAAAUAUUGUCAUAAAGUGACUUGUGAUGGCGGGUGCUGGAAUGGAGGGGAUUGUAUUGCUGUCAAUGGGGUAGCCAAAUGCAUUUGCCCCUCAAGCUGGACUGGCUCUAAAUGCCAAGAAGCAAUUUGCCCCCAGGGGUGCAGGAAUGAGGGCAGCUGUGUGGCCCCAGGAAUCUGCAGCUGUCCAGAGGGCUGGCUGGGGGGAGCCUGCCACACUGCUGUGUGCAGUCGUCCCUGUCUGAACGGGGGGAAGUGUGUGUCUCCUGAAACAUGCCGCUGCCGCCCACCUUUCUCCGGACCGCGUUGUGAGAAGAAGAGAAAGGUGUUCUAAACCACACUAAACAGAGGUUCAAAAAUGUCUGUGGACCAUUAUUCACUCUAAACUGGUUCAUUCGAUGGUGCUACUUAUUUCUUUUGUACUGUAAGUGAACUGUUCAUGUUUCUUUAGUUAAUGCUACUUUAAACUAAUUUGAACUGUACAAAUGUAUGUGUGCAAUUUCAUAAAUAAAAAAAGUGUGUUCAUUUCUGUUGUUGCUAAAAUUACAGUAAGGGUUUACAACAAUCCAUAGUUCAAAAUAAUUUUAUCAGUUUAUUUUAUGACAAAUUUACAACAAUUGUUAUGUAAUUAAACCUGAUUCCUAAAAUAAAACCUGUUAAUGUUAGUUUCAGCCAAAAGAUCAAAUAUCUACGAUGGUAUUUAAAGCUUUCUUUUAUCAGUUAACAGCUAUGUUGUAUCUACACAAAGCUAAAGGCUAAUUUGUAUAAUUGGAACACAUGCCAAUAUUACUAAAUUAUAAAAAAUAUAAAGACUCAACAAAAAAAUAUUCUCUCCAAGAUGUUAAAUGAAGAAUAGAAAGCAGUGCACAACCGUAUUGGUACUAUAUAGGAGGAUUCACAUCAACCAAUAACUCGGCCAAAGGUUUGUUUCUUAGGGAACUAAACAAAAUCUAAAAAAGUUAUUUUCUACUUUAGAAGAAUUAUGUUACCUGUUCUUUUAUUAAACUUGUACACAACA
Osmerus eperlanus (European smelt) is the source of this 1519-nucleotide messenger RNA. It is a transcript of the gene seraf, whose product is annotated as Schwann cell-specific EGF-like repeat autocrine factor. NCBI's taxonomy places the organism in Eukaryota, Metazoa, Chordata, Actinopteri, Osmeriformes, Osmeridae. Bases 179 to 835 code for a protein of 218 amino acids. The transcript is spliced from 5 exons. The record is from RefSeq and is a predicted model, not a curated record.